GUUUUACUCUGCUGCACGGCCACGAUCGCUGCCAGAAUGUGACAAUUAACCUCCACGCACGCACGCUCACGCACGCCACGCACGCUCACGCUCAGAGCAUCAGGCGCAGGUGCGACUCGCUCUCCCCGCAGCUGAGCGACGCUCUGUUGAUGACGGGACGUUGAUGCAUUUGGAGGCAAAAACGUCAAACUCCCGCGAGGAGAAGAGAGGAUAGCGUUUUUUUUAACAUUUUUUUUUUUGCUGUUUAGUAUGUUUUUUUUGGUUUAACCUUACCCCCUUCGCCACUCCACGCACUCCUCUCCACGGGACAACAUGCACGCCGGAGUGCAUGGGAGCCUGCACGCUUUUCUUAUUCUCUCACCAAAUUGAAUCGUAGUGCAACUGGAAUGAAGACCGCAUCUCAGCUUGGGUUCCUUGUGAAAUAAAAAAAAAAAGAAUCAUAAUAAUAACGGCGCUUUUCUGCAGCGAAUUUCAAGGACGGCGACCAAUAAAAUAAAUAGGGCAAUAAAAGUGGCCGAGGAGAGAAGGAAGGAACCAUGGAGCGGGACGACACCGUGAAGGCGCCUAAGAAGAAGAAGAGCAUCAUGGCGAAGAUGUUUAAAGUUCGCAAGAGGAGAGAGAUGCUGUUUGUGCAGGUGUGCUUCAUCUGCAGUGCUCUCUUAGUAGCGUGGACCAUGUCGGCGCUGUUGACCAAAACAGGACACGGGAUGCUAAUGGAGGACCGUCCAGACUCAGAGCGCUGGGGGAGGCGGCUAAUGGCGUCAUCAUCCCAAAAUGAAACGGAGCCCAAGAACUGCUCAGCACCAGCAAUCCGCGAGUUCCCCGAUGACCUUUUCACCAACAAUGAACGAAAGAGCGGCGCUAUCCUUCUGCACAUUACGGCGGCCAUCUACAUGUUCCUGGCCCUCGCCAUCACGUGCGAUGAAUACUUUGUGACGUCGCUGGAGAAGAUAUGCGAGAAACUACAUCUGAGUGAAGACGUUGCCGGCGCCACCUUCAUGGCAGCUGGCAGCUCUGCGCCUGAGCUUUUUGCCUCCGUCAUCGGUGUCUUCAUCACUCACGGCGACGUGGGGGUGGGGACCAUCGUGGGCUCGGCCGUCUUCAACAUCCUUUGCAUCAUCGGAGUCUGCGGCAUUUUUGCCGGGCAGGUGGUGGUGCUGACCUGGUGGCCGGUAUUUCGAGAUUCCUUCUAUUACAUCCUGGCUGUCAUCGCUCUUAUUGCGUUCAUCUAUGACGAGAAGAUUGUGUGGUGGGAGAGUUUAGUGCUGGUGGUCAUGUAUGUGGGAUACAUUCUGAUCAUGAAAUUCAACUCCAGCAUGCAGGCUUUCUUCAUGGGCAGCUCCAAGAAAAACGUGGCCAACGGUAACGCAGCUACCAGCAGCGAGAUGGAGGACGGUAAUGCGCCUUAUUAUUACGACGACGACCCGAUGGUGCCCUUACUGGCAGCAGUGAAGCCCACCAAAGCUUACAGCCGUGGCUCGGUGGUGAUGGUGGACGAGAUCAUGCACGCCAGCCCGUCCAAGUUGAGCUUCCCCGAAGCGGGCCUGCGGAUCAUGAUCACCAGCCACUUUGCACCCAAGACACGCCUGCGCAUGGCCAGCCGCCUCAUCAUCACAGAGCGCCAGAAGUUGGUCCAAGCGGCGAACGGCGUGGAGACGCAAGUGAUCGACGGCAAGAUGGAGAUUGAGAACGGGAACGUGCCGGAGGACAAAGCCACCGAGGAAGAUGAGGAGAGCGGCAUUUCCCCGUUUCAUCUUCCCAAGGGAUGCGGCAACAUUAUCAAGUGGCUCAUCUCAUGGCCGCUGCUCCUGUUGUUGUUCUUCACCGUCCCAAACUGUGGCAAGCCGCGCUGGGAGAGAUGCUUCAUGCUCUCCUUUCUCCUCUCAACCGUCUGGAUCGCAGUCUUCUCCUACAUGAUGGUCUGGAUGGUGACGAUAAUCGGCUACACUCUUGGAAUCCCUGACGUCAUCAUGGGUAUCACCUUCCUGGCAGCGGGUACCAGCGUCCCUGACUGCAUUGCCAGUCUCAUCGUGGCGCGCCAAGGCUUAGGAGACAUGGCCGUGUCCAACACUAUUGGAAGCAACGUUUUUGACAUCCUAGUAGGCCUGGGCGUCCCUUGGGCAAUCCAAACCAUGUGUGUGGACUACGGCUCGGAGGUGAUGAUCAACAGUCGAGGACUUGUGUAUUCCGUCGUGCUUUUGCUGGGAUCGGUGGCCCUCACGGUGCUGGGCAUUCACCUGAACAAGUGGCGACUGGAUCUGAAGCUGGGCGUGUACGUUCUGGUCCUGUACGCCGUCUUCCUGUGCUUCUCGGUCAUGAUCGAAUACAACGUGUUCACUUUUGUCAACGUGCCCAUGUGCUUUGACGAUUGACAUUCGCCACGUAACAGCAGCAGAAGCCAGACACCAAAAAAUCCUCACAGCCCCCUCAAAGUCCCACCCUUCCCUCCAAUAAUACUGGACCUAUCACUUUGAGUCUGUUUAGUCCCAAGUGUGUCCACGGGGUGGCGCACUUGAGUCAUUGUGCAUCUUGUCUUCGCUCACACAGUGCCCAGUCCUUGAUGCUCAUUUGGAGCCUUGCCUGCUACUGCAGUGCUGUGCUGCUGUCCACCUGUCUACUGUGUCCGUCCAUUUAGCAUGCCUUUAGCUGUCUCAGGUGGGGGACUCCUGAAUCCAAUACCGCCCCCCCAUCUUCGCCAUGCCGUCACUAUCCAUGUUGACAGAAUCCUCACAAUGGUUUACUGAGAACUCCAGGACCCAAAGAGAAAAGCACACUUUUUUUUUUUUUGCACCCCCUUGGACGAGGGUCUUGUCCUUGGCAGCUCCCCUCCUAUGGACACCAACUUGACAGCAAGAACUACAAACUUUGUCCCUGCAACCUUUUCUCACCUAACCUGAUGGGAAAAAAACAAAAAAAAACAAUUUCAGGAUUGUUUGGGAAGCAACUUUUGAGGUGUUAUGCAGCACUGCAACAAAAGUGAACUCUAUUCAUUUAUUUAUUUAUUUAUUUAUUGUUUUGUUGCAAAAAAUCCUUCCAUCUUUUGCAAAAGACCGAGGGAGAGCAUGUUGCCACGCAAAACAACUUUGUACGCCGACUUGCUGAAUAGAGAUCUGAACACCCGCCGCGGGGCAGCACGCUCACUCAGCUCAACCGUCUGUAGACCAGUAAGAUGAAUUUUUAUUUGAUUUUCAACUUUUGAGACAAAGGAACUAGACCACCCCCUGACCAGUAAAGAGGGGGUGGGGGGCGGUGCCAACCACAACCACCAGUGAUCAGGGACAGCUCUUUGGUAGGUGGGGGGGGGGGCUACCGUAUUGAUGAGUUGUAUGUAGAUACUGCACUUUAACAGCCAUCUCAUUCUGAAUCAACUAGUGCUUCCUUUGGUGUGUGUGUGUGCGUGUGUGAUAUACGAAUGUGUGCGAAUAUGAUGAGCACACCCGCCUCUUGUCCGCAGUGCAUGCUGGGAUGUUAAAUGCAGUGUUCCCCUUCUCCCUCAAGCACAGCGUAAAGGCCUGCUUGUGUCUGUCAGCCAUCUCCAUGGCAACUGCCUGGUCCAGUUUUACAAAAAAAAAAAAAGAAAAAAUACAAAUCGGCAGCUACAAUGCAAUUUGUUGCAAAAUUGCAAGCAAUGAGCCGAGCCACAGAGAAUUCUGACAAUAAUUGGAGGGGGGGGGGGUGAGAUUCCUGUGCCACACAUGGCGGCAGGCACUUGUAUAUGCAAUCUCAAUGUCAUGAUUUGUGUGUGCGUGUGUGUGACGUCAGGCUCCUGCCAGGUCACCAUGAUGAUGUUGUCCGUCCAGUACUCAGUGUGAGCUCACAGGUGUUUUUUUUUUUGUUUUUUUUUGUGAUUGCUGUUGAACUGAGCCAAAGGAUGGACACGAUGCUCCCCCUUUUUUUUUAUUUUUACAAAGGGCCAAAAGAAGCAACAUGGAUCGAUGAUGUUUUUUGUUUGGGCUUUGU
Syngnathus acus (greater pipefish) is the source of this 3960-nucleotide messenger RNA. RefSeq names its product solute carrier family 24 member 4b (gene slc24a4b). The coding region runs from base 537 to 2372 and encodes 611 amino acids. Gene Ontology annotation, molecular function: calcium channel activity; calcium, potassium:sodium antiporter activity. Gene Ontology annotation, cellular component: membrane. The transcript is spliced from 17 exons. The record is from RefSeq and is a predicted model, not a curated record. Gene Ontology annotation, biological process: intracellular calcium ion homeostasis; calcium ion transmembrane transport. Lineage: Eukaryota; Metazoa; Chordata; Actinopteri; Syngnathiformes; Syngnathidae.